GACAUUUUUUAAUGAAGAAACAUCAGAGCUGCUAAAUACACUGGGACACAGGCAAUCCUAGUCACCAAGGAUGGCUUCCUCUUGGAAACUUAUUCUGUUUCUGUCAGUCACUGGGUGUCUUUCAGAAUAUUCUGGAGCUCUUCUUGGCCUCCCUACUUCAUACGCUGCUUUGCAAAGAAUUAAGAAGAGUUCCUUUUCAUCCCUGUAUGGUUCAAGGACUAGACCACGAUACAGCAGCCCUUCAUUAGGAACGCUGAGUGUUUCUUCACCAAGCUGGCGAGGGGCAGCUCAACAUUAUUAUUCCCCCAUCAAUCUUUAUCAUCCCUCAGAUGCCUUCAAACAAGAUGAAAGUGUGGAUUAUGGACCAGUGUUUGUGCAAGAACCAGAUGAUAUAAUUUUCCCGACUGAUUCUGAUGAAAAGAAAGUAGCACUGAAUUGUGAAGCUCGUGGCAACCCAGUUCCCAAUUACAGAUGGCUUCGAAAUGGAACGGAAAUAGAUUUGGAAAGUGAUUAUCGCUACAGUUUAAUAGACGGGGCCUUUAUUAUAAGCAAUCCAAGUGAAGCAAAGGAUUCUGGUCAUUAUCAGUGUUUGGCAGCCAACACAUUUGGAACUAUUCUUAGUAGAGAAGUCAUACUUCAGUUUGCCUAUCUGGGGAACUUUAGUGGCCGGACGAGAAGCGCGGUGUCCGUUAGGGAAGGCCAAGGGGUCGUCCUCCUGUGCUCACCUCCGCCUCACUCGCCAGAAAUCAUCUAUAGCUGGGUAUUUAAUGAAUUCCCUUCCUUUGUGGCCGAAGACAGCCGGCGGUUCAUUUCCCAGGAGACAGGCAACCUUUAUAUUUCUAAAGUCCAAACGUCUGAUGUUGGCAGCUAUAUUUGUCUGGUGAAAAACACAGUGACGAAUGCUCGAGUACUUAGUCCUCCAACACCACUGACUCUGCGUAAUGAUGGUGUGAUGGGAGAAUAUGAGCCGAAAAUUGAGGUCCAUUUCCCUUUCACAGUUACAGCUGCUAAGGGAACAACUGUUAAGAUGGAGUGCUUUGCACUUGGCAAGUAAGUACACAUACUUCUAUAAUUAGACACAAUUGUUUAUUAAAAUGUGACACGUCUUAUUUUUAUAUCACUUGCUUUGCUAGGUUUUAUUUUCCUUGAAUUAAACCUUGAAGCUCCUUGGUGGCUAUUCAUUUUUUUAAAGAAAGGCAAGUGGGAAUUGACAAAGUAACCAAUUAUAAUUAUCUCUUUGGUCAUUUCUCUGAGCAAUAAUGUAUCUAAUUUUGCUAUUUUAACAUAAAGGAAAUGUAAUAAAAGAAGAGCCUCACAUGUCUUUGCUUAUUUGUCUUAAAAUUUCAGUAUCAUUCUUAAAUUUUACGCAGCAAUGAUGUAAAUAAAAAAGGGAUGAGGUCCUAUCUUCUCCCUAUGUAAAAGAUAUAGAUUCUGACAAGAAAUAAUAAGACAAGAGUAUAAAAAUCAUAAAGAUAAUAAUCACACUGGUCUAACAGAUUACUUUAAUCUCUUCUGGAAUAAUGAUAACAAUAACACCAGCUGUCAAUAUGUACAACAUGCAAUUAUUCCCCAAAUCAAGAAGAUGAUUUAUACCACACUCUAAUGCCUGCUAUGCUUAAUGAUUCUUUUUUGGAGAUUUUAAAUCACACAAUGUAUAAUCACUUGUCAAUGAUGUUUACAAUAAAAAUAUCGGGCAUAAAAA
Capra hircus (goat) is the source of this 1702-nucleotide messenger RNA. Its product is annotated as contactin-5-like. Gene Ontology annotation, biological process: cell-cell adhesion. Lineage: Eukaryota; Metazoa; Chordata; Mammalia; Artiodactyla; Bovidae. The coding region runs from base 71 to 1054 and encodes 327 amino acids. The transcript is spliced from 7 exons. The record is from RefSeq and is a predicted model, not a curated record.